Molecule: messenger RNA, 732 nt
Organism: Magnolia sinica
Lineage: Eukaryota; Viridiplantae; Streptophyta; Magnoliopsida; Magnoliales; Magnoliaceae
Product: josephin-like protein
Exons: 2
Coding region: 132-689 (185 amino acids)
Biological process (GO): protein deubiquitination
Molecular function (GO): cysteine-type deubiquitinase activity
Source: RefSeq, a predicted model, not a curated record
CAGCUGUUACAUUGCAACAAACCCUAGAUCAGAUCGGGGUUUUAUUUUAUCGUUUUUCUCGAUUUCUCAUCCGUAUUUUUCUCGCUUCCAUGGCUCAUCUUUUCUUCUGGCAGUAGGGGGGAGGAGAUGAUAUGAUGGAGGAGAAAUACGAGAAGAAGGCAAUAUAUCACGAGAAGCAGAGAUUACAGUUCUGCCUCUUGCAUGCCCUCAACAACCUUCUCCAGGACAAGGACUCAUUCACUCGAGCAUACUUGGAUGCCAUUGCCAACAAACUCAUUGUUAUUGACCCAAACAAGGAAAGCUGGACUCUGCUCUCUGUGAUCUUCAAGCCCCACCAUAACACCCUGACAGGAAACUACGACGUAAAUGUACUGAUUGCGGCACUGGAGGGGAAAGGGAAAAAGGUGGUUUGGCACGAUCGUCGUACUGCAGCUUCAUCAAUUGACCUCGGCCAAUCUGAUGAAACGUUAAUGGGUAUUGUUCUCAAUGUCCCAGUCAGAAAAUAUGGCGGGCUUUGGAAAGGCAGGCAUUGGAUUGCACUGAGGAGGAUUGAAGGGGUCUGGUAUGACUUGGACAGUGAUCUCGCUGCACCCAAACCAUUCCAACGUGAAGAAGAAGUAAAAGCAUUCUUGGAUGAUGUUAUCGGUCAAGGUGGGGAGGUGUUGAUUGUCCUGCAUGGCGAACAGUAGAUGGUUCGUGCCAUCUUGUUCCUUAAAUUGAUGGGCUAGGAGU